Molecule: messenger RNA, 1933 nt
Organism: Momordica charantia (bitter melon)
Lineage: Eukaryota; Viridiplantae; Streptophyta; Magnoliopsida; Cucurbitales; Cucurbitaceae
Product: Pentatricopeptide repeat (PPR) superfamily protein
Molecular function (GO): protein binding
Source: RefSeq, a predicted model, not a curated record
GCCGCCAUUACCUUCGUCCUUUGUUUUUCGCRUACGCCGCCGUCGCCUCCGCCGUCGCUCGCCUAUGCCGCGGCGACGCUCUCCAUUUGGGGUUUGGGGUUUCGUCGUUCUGUGUCGCACAGCAAAAGCCUAAAAGGCAUUUGGGGUUUCGCCAUUCUGUGGCGUUGGAAUGAAACCAAAUCUCUUAAUGUGAGUUUGUGAAGAGCAUCCGAUGGAAUGAUAUCGUCAUUUAAACGUGCCAGAAGUUUUUCAUGAAUCUUGUGAGGCAAAGCUCGUUGUUCUCCUCUCUUUUGUCUACAUCAACACCUUCGAUUCCGUGGAUUUCUAUUUUUUCGAUAAUUCCCGGGAGAUCGGAUGAUCAUACCAGACUCUUUACCACCACCUCCAUAGAAGCUCAGAAAAAAUCCAAAUCCAGCUACAUUUCUCACGAGACUGCCAUCAGGUUGAUCAAACAUGAAAGGGAUCCUCAGCAUGCCCUCGAAAUUUUCAACAUGGCAUCGGAGCAAAAAGGUUUCAAUCACAAUAACGCGACUUAUGCGACUAUUCUUCAAAAGCUUGCACAGUCCAAGAAGUUCCAGGCUGUUGAUGCAGUUUUGCAUCAAAUGACAUAUGACACCUGCAAACUACACGAGGGUAUAUUCCUUAAUCUCAUGAAGCAUUUUUCAAAGUGUUCUUUACAUGAAAGAGUGCUUGACAUGUUUUACGCAAUCGAAUCAAUUGUUCGUGAGAAACCUUCUCUUAAAGCCAUCAGCACGUGUCUCAAUCUUCUAGUUGAAUCCGAUCGGGUUGAUCUGGCCAGGAAGUUGCUCGUUCAUGCCAGGAGUAAACUCAACUUUAAACCAAAUACAUGCAUUUUCAACAUCUUAGUUAAACACCAUUGCAGAAAUGGAGAUCUUCAAGCUGCUUUUGAAGUUGUGAAGGAAAUGAAAAGUGCUACUAAAGUCUCUUAUCCUAAUCUAAUCACCUACUCAACUCUGAUCGGCGGCCUCUGCAAAAAUGGAAAACUUAAAGAAGCCAUUGAACUUUUUGAGGAGAUGGUUUCAAAGGACAAGAUUUUGCCUGAUGCCUUAACUUACAAUAUUCUGAUCAAUGGUUUUUGUCAAGGAGGGAAAGUUGACCGUGCAAGGACAAUAAUAGAGUUCAUGAAAAGCAAUGGAUGCAGUCCUAAUUUAUUCAAUUACUCAGUCUUAAUGAACGGCUUCUGUAAGGAGGGAAGACUGCAAGAGGCCAAGGAAGUUUUCGACGAAAUGAAGCGGCUCGGGAUGAGGCCCGACACAGUCAGCUACACUACUCUAAUCAACUGCCUCUGUAGAACCGGAAGGGUUGACGAGGCAACAGAGUUACUCCAGCAGAUGAAGGAAAAAGAUUGCCGAGCCGAUACCGUAACAUUGAACGUGAUGCUCGGAGGGCUAUGCCGAGAAGGUAGGCUCGAGGAGGCUCUCGAUAUGGUGCAGAAACUCCCUUAUGAGGGGUUCUAUCUGAACAAAGCUAGCUACAGGAUUGUGUUGAAUUUCCUGACUGAAAAAGGAGAAUUGAAGAGGGCCAGUGAGUUGUUGGGUCUGAUGUUGAAUAGGGGGUUUGUUCCUCACUAUGCAACUUCAAAUAAUUUGCUGGUUCUUCUUURCAAUGGUGGGAUGGUGAAUGAUGCAGUAGAAUCUUUGUUUGGGUUGUUAAAAAUGGGGUUCAGACCUGAGCCUGAGUCUUGGUUUAAUUUGGUGGAUUUGAUCUGCAGGGGGAGAAAACUUUUGCCUGCGUUUGAAUUGCUUGAUGAGUUGGUUACUGGGGAGCGUUUCAUUGUAACUUAAACAUUUAUUGUUCUUUACAAGAAGUGUAGAUAGCUCUUUAAUCUUAGCAUUGUGAAUUUUCUUUCACUAAUUUGUAUUAUUUGUAAGUUGAAACUUUGAAGUUAAAGAUUAUCGAUUAAUUUAAAGUU